AAAGAGCCCAGUUAUCUGAUAUAAACCUAGUUAGGGUUUUGUCAUCGUCAUCAACGUCCGAAAGAUCCCGGCUAAACUACAACACCAGCGGCUUUCCCCUCGCCAUUCACCCCCUCCCCAAUCCUCAAUCCAAGAAUGGCGACCAUACCACCUAUUGCUGAAGACGAUAAGGCUCACUGCGAAGUAUUGCUUUUCAAUCGUUGGACUUACGAUGACGUUCAGGUCUCUGAUCUUUCUGUCGAAGAUUACAUCACUGCAACUGCUUCCAAGCACCCAAUCUACAUGCCUCACACUGCAGGUAGAUACCAAGCCAGAAGAUUCAGAAAGGCUCAAUGCCCAAUUGUUGAGCGUUUGACAAACUCCCUCAUGAUGCACGGAAGAAACAAUGGUAAAAAGUUGAUGGCUGUUCGCAUAGUCAAACACGCCAUGGAAAUCAUCCAUCUUUUAACUGAUGCCAACCCAAUUCAAAUCAUUGUUGAUGCUGUCAUUAACAGUGGACCAAGAGAAGAUGCAACUAGAAUUGGUUCAGCUGGUGUUGUUAGGCGUCAAGCUGUUGAUAUUUCUCCAUUAAGACGUGUGAAUCAGGCAAUUUAUCUUCUUACAACUGGUGCACGUGAGAGUGCAUUUAGGAAUGUUAAGACCAUUGCUGAAUGUCUUGCUGAUGAGCUUAUUAAUGCUGCAAAGGGAUCUUCAAACAGUUAUGCUAUUAAGAAGAAAGAUGAGAUUGAGAGGGUUGCAAAGGCCAAUCGUUAAAGAAGAUUUGAUAAUGUUAGAGAAGUCGAUUUUGGUUGUUGGAAUGUUUUGGUUUUUCAUGAAAAACAAUUAAUUAUCAAAACUAUUGGUUGUUUUGUUAUGGAUUUUGAGUUACAGAGAAAGUAUCUGCAUUUGUUUUGAUA
Lactuca sativa (garden lettuce) is the source of this 896-nucleotide messenger RNA. RefSeq names its product small ribosomal subunit protein uS7. Gene Ontology annotation, cellular component: small ribosomal subunit. Gene Ontology annotation, biological process: translation. The record is from RefSeq and is a predicted model, not a curated record. NCBI's taxonomy places the organism in Eukaryota, Viridiplantae, Streptophyta, Magnoliopsida, Asterales, Asteraceae. Gene Ontology annotation, molecular function: structural constituent of ribosome; RNA binding.